AUGGAUGUUUCGAAUGUUUCGAUGGAUACAUCAGACCAGGAGACAGUUCCAUUAAAUUCAAAUAGCUGCUUUCAUACGUACAUAGGAAUAUUAAGYGACGAGGACAUAGUGAGUACAAUAUCCAAACCAAAUGAAGAAGAGGAGGAAAUAACUAAUGAAGAUAAAGAUUAUUUAACUGUAGACGAAGCAUUAAUUAUUUUUAGACUUGUAGCUAACACUAAAGAGUUUAUGAAGACUAAUUAUGAUGAAUUAAUGUUAUUAAUCAAGAAUGAUGAUUUAUUUGCUAAAGAAGACAUGGUAUAUGAUGUUGUUAUGAAUUGGAUAAAAUAUGAUCCAGUAACUAGAUCUAAAUAUUCUUCUGAAUUAUUAUGGUAUGUUCGGUUGCCACUUGUUCUUAAUACUUACCAAGGUGUCAUAAAGGUUCAUGAGUAUCCAGGUGCUAAAAUUAAUGAACUAAGUUCUUUUCGAAUGGAGCAUAGAAGACCAUUUAGAAAAGGCAUAUUAGUGUUAAGUCAUUAUCCAUAUGAAUCAACUCCAGAAUGGUAUGAUGCUGCGUUAGAUCAAUGGCAGAAUUGCAUGUGUGAAAAUUGUCAGUGCAAAACCUUUCAAUAUCGCUUACUACCACCUAGAACAUUAUGCACAGUUAUUUUACUCGACGAUAGUCGCUUAUUUGCGGCUGGAGGUUCACGAUAUGGCAUUGGAAUGAAAUCGGCAUAUCUAUUUGAUCUAAAAACAAACAAAUGGGUAUCCUUGAUGGAUAUGCAUUUUGAACGUCUUAAACCAUUUAUAGUGCAACUUGGAUCUUAUGUUUAUGUGAUUGGUGGUUGCACUAGUGAUAGACCUGAUGCCUGUGCUAUAGAAUGUUAUGAUUUAAAGAGAAAAGAAUGGUCUAUCAUAAAUUGUGAAAUCAACCUAGUUGAGACAUUUAAAAAUAAUAAUUAUGUUGCCUGCGUUAAAGGAUUAAUUUACAUAAUUGGAAUGAAUGAAGCUGGAUAUUAUGACGCUCGUACUCACAAGUGGAAAUAUAUUGAUCCAAUACCUGAGUUUAAUAAAGGUUCAGCAGUUUGCACAUUAAAUGGUAAUAUUUAUAUUAUUGGUGGUCAGCGCAUGGAAAAUUGUUACAAAAGUGUAUGGGCAUACUGUACACUAACUGAAGAAUGGGUAUCCUUAUCUGAACUAAAUUACGCUCGAUCGUUUUCUGGUGCUGUUGCAAUGAAUGGUAAUAUUUAUUUAUUUGGAGGAAAAAUGAUUAAUACAUCUUAUUCAAAUACAUUUGAAAUAUAUGAUCCUCACGAUAAUAAAUGGGUUACUUCAAAUGCUUAUAUGAAAAAUGAUCAAUGUCAUAUUGAUGCGAUUGUUAUUGAAAAGAAUUCUGAAUUGUUUAAAAAAGUAUUUGAAGAAGGGAAUAAUGCUAUUAUUCAUUAAAAAGUGACUGUGAGUUUAAACUCAAUUUAUAUUAAUAAAUUAAU
Molecule: messenger RNA, 1469 nt
Organism: Diuraphis noxia (Russian wheat aphid)
Lineage: Eukaryota; Metazoa; Arthropoda; Insecta; Hemiptera; Aphididae
Product: kelch-like protein 23
Molecular function (GO): protein binding
Source: RefSeq, a predicted model, not a curated record